Pezoporus flaviventris is the source of this 1360-nucleotide messenger RNA. RefSeq names its product integrin beta-7-like. Gene Ontology annotation, biological process: integrin-mediated signaling pathway; cell migration; cell-matrix adhesion. The transcript has 9 exons. NCBI's taxonomy places the organism in Eukaryota, Metazoa, Chordata, Aves, Psittaciformes, Psittacidae. Gene Ontology annotation, cellular component: focal adhesion; cell surface; integrin complex. The annotation marks the transcript as partial. Gene Ontology annotation, molecular function: integrin binding. The record is from RefSeq and is a predicted model, not a curated record.
AUGCGGCCCCGUCUUCCCCCUUCCUCCCCACCGGUUCCCAUCACCGUGGCCAUGGGGCGCGCGGGGGGGCUCCUGCUGCUGCCGCUGCUGUUGGUGGUCCCGGGGGGGGCCGGGGCAGGGGUUCCUGCCCCGCUGCGCCCCCCCGGAGGUGCUGGAAGGCGCCGGGUGCCCCCCGAGGCCGUGGUGCUGCCCCGAGGCAGCCUCAGGGUCCUGCAGGACCUGGAGCUGCUCCCGGGGGGGGAACAGGUCCCGUUGAGGCCGCAGCGCGUCCGGAUGUGGCUCCUGCCCGGGGAGGAGCAGAGCUUCCAGGUCCGGUUCCGCCGCCCUGAGGGACACCCCGUGGACCUCUACUACCUGAUGGACCUGUCCUACUCCAUGCGGGACGACCUGGAGACCAUCCGUGGGCUAGGCAGCGACCUGAUGGACACCCUGCGCAACUUCAGCUCCUCCGUCCGCAUCGGCCUGGGCUCCUUCGUGGAGAAGCCGGUGCUGCCGUUCAGCAGCGCGGGGCCGCGGGCCGGGCCCUGCCCGCGCCGGGGGGACCCGUGCGAGCCCACGGCCGCGUUCCGGCACGAGCUGGCGCUGAGCGACCGCGCCGGGGCCUUCACCGAGCGCGUGCGGGGGCUGCGAAGCGCCGCGAACCUGGAUGCGCCCGAGAGCGGCUUCGACGCCGUGCUGCAGGCGGCCGUGUGUGGGCACCGCCUGGGCUGGGGCUCCCCCACCCGGCUCCUGCUCUUCUGCUCCGACGACUCCUGGCACUCGGCGGGGGACGGGAAGCUCGGGGGCCUCCCCCUCCCCAGCGACGCCCGCUGCCACCUGGACGCCAGCGGCCGCUAUGGGGCUCAGCACCGCCACGACUACCCCUCUGUGGGGCUCCUGGCGCAGGUGCUGGAGGCCGCCGACAUCCAGCUCAUCUUCGCUGUCACCCGGCCCGUGGUGCCCCUCUAUGAGGAGCUCAGCCGGGAGCUGCCCCGGGCCGUGGUGCGGGAGCUCCGCGGCGACUCCAGCAACGUCCCGCGGCUCCUGGCGGAUGCCUACGAGGCUCUCGCGUCCACCGUGGAGCUCAAGCACUCGCCGCUGCCCCCCAACAUCAGCCUCAGCUUCGAGUCUCACUGCGGGGGUGCCCCCGCUCCCCCCCGGCCCCACGGCGGCCUCUGCAGCGGUGUUCGAGUCAAUCAGGAGGUGACGUUCACGGUCCGGGCUCGCGCCGCCUCGUGCCCUCUCCCGCGCAGGCGCGUGACGCUGCGCGUGCCGGGCCUCCAGGGGGCGCUGCAGCUGGAGCUGGGCGCGCGCUGCCCGUGCCCCGGCGCCCCCCGGCGGGAGCGAGACCCGCGCGCCACGGAGGGAACCCGGAGUGCAG